This is a messenger RNA of Sphaeroforma arctica JP610, 491 nucleotides long. RefSeq lists its product as hypothetical. The record is from RefSeq and is a predicted model, not a curated record. The transcript has 3 exons. Gene Ontology annotation, biological process: nuclear polyadenylation-dependent mRNA catabolic process; exonucleolytic trimming to generate mature 3'-end of 5.8S rRNA from tricistronic rRNA transcript (SSU-rRNA, 5.8S rRNA, LSU-rRNA); nuclear mRNA surveillance. Lineage: Eukaryota; Ichthyosporea; Ichthyophonida. Gene Ontology annotation, cellular component: nuclear exosome (RNase complex); cytoplasmic exosome (RNase complex). The annotation marks the transcript as partial.
AUGUCACUCAUCACUUUAUCACGACCAGAGCAGGAAUACAUUCUGAGUGGCAUACAACAUGAUAUACGCGCGGAUGGCCGCGCAUGUCACGAUUAUCGGCACAUAACACUUGAGACUGGUGUGCUUUCAAACACUGAUGGGUCUGCACGUUUACAACUGGCGAAUACAGAUAUUCUAGUAGGCGUCAAGGUCGAUCUUGGAGAGCCAGACCACGGUAAACCAAACGAUGGAGUGGUCCACUUCUCCGUAGAUUGUUCUGCGAGCGCGUCACCCUUAUUCGAGGGUCGAGGAGGGGAAGUACUUUCCACGGAACUUAAAAUGUCGUUGGAUAGGUUAAUAGUGAAGUCAAAGGCCUUCAACACGGCCUCGUUAUGUAUCCUGCCGAAAGAAAAGGUGUGGCACUUAUACGUCGAUGUCAUUGUGCUGAUGCACGGAGGCAAUCUUCACGAUUCAAUAAGCUUGGCGGUACGCGCAGCCCUCUCAGCCACGAG